AUGGCUCAAGACGGCCCCUUAUUCAAGUAUAGCUUCACCAACAAGCUCUACAAAGAGUCCUUGAUCAAUGGAAUUUGCCUAAUUGCUGGAAUAUCAAUCUUCUUCUUUGGUUAUGAUCAAGGCUUAAUGGGUGGUAUAAACACUAACCGCGACUACGCUGAGUUGAUGGGAUUCGGGCAUUUUGACGCCCAGCAAAAUAAUGUCAUCGUUACGAAGCCUUUGCUUCAAGGGAGCAUUGUUGCGGUUUACUACCUGCCCGGUACUUUAUGUGGCUGCUUUCUAGGUGGCUGGAUGGGCGACCAGUAUGGUCGCAUUAGCACAAUUGGAAUGGGAACCAUCUGGUCUGUUGUUGGCGCAUGUUUGCAGUGUUCUGCUCAAAAUGCGAAUUGGAUGUACUGUGCCCGUGUCUUCAACGGCAUUGGCACUGGUAUACUGAACGCUAUCACCCCUGUGUGGGUAGCUGAAACAGUGGGCCAUACAUCUAGAGGCCAAUUCAUCGCUAUGGAAUUUACCCUCAACAUCUUCGGAGUUGUCGUUGCAUACUGGCUUGAAUUCGGCACCUCCAAAUACUAUGAUCCAGAAUCAUCAUUCAUUUGGAGAUUUCCUAUCGCCUUCCAAAUCGUUCCCCUUAUCGUCCUUGCCGUGGUAAUCUGGCUUAUGCCCGAGUCUCCUCGAUGGCUCAUUAAAGUUGGCCGUAACGAAGAAGCGCGUUACAUUCUAGAACGUCUGCGUGGCGAUGAAGGAGAAGAUGGUGGGCUGGCAGCAUGUGAAUUCCACGACAUUGUGAACAUCAAUAAUAUGGAAAAAGACGCAUCUACAGAGCAAAGUUAUUUUCACAUGCUUUUUGGCAUAGGUUCGGGGAAGCUUCACAUAGGUCGCCGCGUGCAGCUGGUCAUUUGGCUGCAAAUUCUACAGGAGUGGAUUGGUAUUGCCGGUAUUACCAUAUAUGGUCCUACUAUUUUCCAGCUAGCUGGAAUCUCUCUCGAGGACCGUCUGUGGGUAACGGGUCUGAACAACAUAACAUAUAUGUUUGCGACAUUGAUAUGCGUUUUCACGGUGGACCGUAUUGGUCGACGCUGGACAUUAUACUGGGGUGCAGUCGGGCAAGGGAUAUGUAUGUUCAUUGCAGGGGGCCUUGCCCGCGCUACUAUUGAAGCCAGUCCCAGCUCUCGCCAAGGGCUCGGUGCCGCAGCUACAGUCUUCGUUUUCCUUUACACUAUGAUCUUUGGUGCCACCUGGUUAACGGUUCCCUGGUUAUAUCCGGCUGAGAUUUUCCCCCUUCAAGUCCGCGCUCGUGGUAACGCAUGGGGGGGUGGUUGGAUGGUGCUGCUUCUACCGACCAUCUUUGAAAAACUCAAUGAAAAGACCUUAUAUAUCUUUGGUGGGGUUAACUUCUUGUGCAUUCUCAUUAGUCAAACCAGAGGACAUUGGAAGAAAUGGAUCUCGUUUUUGCGAGCGACAGCAUUUGGAACUGGGACGCGGAAAAAAAAGUUUGCUGAGCUUAAGGCUGAGCAUCCGGAACUUACGCAGGCAGAGAGGCGAAAUAGCGGCAAUUUUGAGGUAGAGAAGGGAGUUUUGCGACAUUCAUGCGAAGAGUCUCGCAUUGAGAAUUGUGGUUAG
Penicillium waksmanii is the source of this 1620-nucleotide messenger RNA. RefSeq lists its product as uncharacterized. Gene Ontology annotation, cellular component: membrane. Gene Ontology annotation, biological process: carbohydrate transport; transmembrane transport. The transcript has 7 exons. The coding region runs from base 1 to 1620 and encodes 539 amino acids. Lineage: Eukaryota; Fungi; Ascomycota; Eurotiomycetes; Eurotiales; Aspergillaceae. Gene Ontology annotation, molecular function: carbohydrate:proton symporter activity. The record is from RefSeq and is a predicted model, not a curated record.